AUGGCGGACAAUAACACAGUUAUAGCGGACACAAUCAAUAGCGAGGGCAACGCAACUUCGGACAGCAUGUCCGGACAACAGUUGAAUAUACCACUUGUGUUUAUUCGCGAAGUGGAAUUGUUUGGGAAACGAACCCCCAGUAAGGAGGAAUUUGUUAGGCAUGUAGAGCUUUAUGAAGCAAUUAGUAGGACAAUUGAACACACUCAUAUAACUGGUCUUCAACGCAUUCGUGGAAUGUGGCGUGUUUACCUAGACAAUGUCCAGGAUAAAGUGCAAUUGAUGGCUGAGGGGGUAAUACUUCGAGGCAAGAAGUUGACGGUCCUUCCUACAAAUCCUAACCGGUUCGAUGGUGAACGAACAGUUAGGGUUCGGGUCCAAAACAUCCCCCUAUCUGUUGAAGAUGGGAUAAUUGAGCGAACGCUUACUCUACAAAAUCUCACUGUCAUUUCGCACUAUCGCGAGAAACUCCGCAUCAGUGGAAAGCUCACUAAUUGUGAAACCGGUGACCGAAUCUUUAUUGUAAAAGAGUCUACAUUAAAAGCACCUUUACCCAAAUUCAUGCAAUUUGGGCAAUUUUCAGGCCGGAUUUUUCAUUUUGGACAGAAUGUGAGGCCGAAAGUACUCAAAUGUACAAAAUGCUUACAAGAAGGGCACGGUUUUAACGAGUGUCCUAAUGACUGGGUAUGCUUAUACUGUAAGCAGACAGGGCACAAGAAAUCAGACUGUAAUUGUGCAGAUGUGUCAAAUGGCGAGGAGUCUGACUCAAGCGUCGAGUCUGAUUCCCCGGACAGUCAAGAUUCACAGCCAAUUCUGCCUUCACAGUCGGAAACCCCCGCUCCUAAAAAUAGAAGCAAAAUUCCAGUUACUGGGUCGUCUACUCCAAUUCUAACCUCGAGGAAACCGGACUGUGAUAUAUUUAAAACUAGCCAGCAGUCCAUUGACAAAUACGUCACACCAAACAAAGGUAAAACCUCGUGCGCGGCAGAGCGAUCACCUCCCACGCCAGCUGAAGAUCUUCAUGACAGAACAGGAGUUCACACACAACGAGUGUUCAACGUUGACAACAAAUGUGUUAGUAUAUGUGUGUCUCAGAAUGAUUUGGAGUUUAACGGAGAGUGCCCACAAACCUUCUGUGACCGUCAAUGCGCAGACCAGCGCCUCGCCUCCCGAGUUGGUUACCCUGAUGGAACCGAAUACCACUGUGCACUCAACUAUCAUAACCGCACCGAGUACAGGCAAACUUGGGCUGUGGUACAAAAUUGCUCAAAAGGAGAGCAGCCGUACAUCAGUUUUUUCAAAAACACCAUGGAAUUACCAUCAAACAAUGGGAUCAUAGUGUGUGACAAGUGUAACGACAGUUGGUACUACAACAGCGAAGAAAGUACUCCUUCAAACACAUACCAUACCUGUACAUUAGAGAAAAAGAAUCGAUGCACUCCUGAGAACCAUAAACUCAGUUGUGGAAUUCCAUGGGAGGAUAGAACAAAGUCUGAUGGAUUUUGUAGAUGUGAUUAUGAACAUGGCUAUGCCCCUAUUGGUGGAGAUGUACCAUCGUGCUUUUACUCAAAGGAAGAGUGUGAUAUAAAGGAAUGUCCCUCAGGAAACGAGUUGGUAUCAAAUUACAGUUGUGUUUCGGUCUGUCCACAAGGGUAUUACCGUGACAACACCUCAAGACAAUGCUUGCCAGUUAACAGCGGGACAACCCAUCGUCUACAAGAAGUUACAACUACAGAAACAACGUCUGCACCCUCACUAUUUGCCAUAGUUAUUGGAAUCGUUUCCAGCACAGUAUUCAUUGUCCUUAUAUGUGUUGGCGGCACUGCCCUAUGGAUUCGAAUGAGGACCAAAACAGACGCAGACAGCUCUACGACGAAUACAACUCACAGUGGACGUACAAAUGACGCGCUAGAGGACUUUGAUCUGGUUACAUUUGAAACGAUUCAUCGCAAAGAGAAAACCGAUCCGGCCAAAACAAAUAUUGUGUUCGUAUCUGGCACAAGUGUUCGAAUCUGGCACAAGUGUUGGAGUACAAGUGUUGGCAUCUGGCACAAGUGUUACGUCUGGCACAAGUGUUGGAAUCUGACACAAGUGCUGGAAUCUGGCACAAGUGUUGUUAUCUGGCACAAAUGUUGUAAUCUGGCACAAGUGUUGGCAUCUGGCACAAGUGUUGGAAUCUGGCACAAGAGUUGGCAUCUGGCACAAAUGCUGGAUUCUGCACAAGUGUUGGAGUACAAGUGCUGGAAUCUGGCACAAGUGUUGGCAUCUUGCACAAGUGUUGAGUCUGGCACAAGUGUUGGAAUCUGGCACAAGUGCUGGAAUCUGGCACAAGUGCUGGAGUCUGGCACAAGUGUUGAGUCUGGCACAAGUGUUGGAAUCUGGCACAAGUGCUGGAAUCUGGCACAAGUGCUGGAGUCUGGCACAAGUGUUGGAAUCUGGCACAAGUGUUGGAAUCUGACACAAGUGCUGGAAUCUGGCACAAGUAUUUCACGUGCCGACUGUUACACGGGAAUCAACAUGGCCGACCGGCACCAGAGAGAGGAGUUUCUCUGGCCACCUGCUCAGGCCAGUACUCCAGCUGGGUCGGAAAGUCACAGCCCGAUGUCCAGUGCUGCAGAUUUGUUUAAGUGGAAAUCCAGCCAAGGCAGUCAUGUGCCACAAGAGUUUAGUAAUAUCAGUUCCGAUGCGAUGAACAACAACAACCAUCAUCAUCAUCAUCAUCAUGUGGGUCGCCACGAGAGCACGAGCAGUAAUGGUAGUUACCGUAGUAACGGAGCCCCAGGUGGGCUUCACAGCCCCGGCACACCCUUGACUGGGGGAGCCUCAUCUCUAGUCAUACCCCAGCCCUUGAAGCCCCCGCAGCAGAAAUUGCCCAAUAAGUCCAUUCAAUGUAAAAUGUGCGAUCAGAUAUUCUCCAUGAAGUCGGACAUGUUAAUUCACUGCCAGCAAGUCCACAAACAAGACAUGAAGACAUUCAGUCCGUCAGCAUUUCGCUGUCCCCAGUGUCAGAAGUGUUUUGCCAACUCGUCCUACUUGUCACAACACAACCGCAUCCAUGCCGGAAUCAAGCCGUACAAAUGUGAGAUCUGCGAACGCAAGUUCACACAGUUGUCCCACCUACAACAGCAUAUACGUACACAUACUGGAGAGAAGCCGUACAAAUGUCAGCACUCCGGAUGUGGCAAGGCGUUCUCCCAGCUCUCUAAUCUCCAGUCACAUUCCCGCAGCCACAUGACAGAUAGGCCCUACAGAUGUAACUCUUGCUACAAAUGUUACCCUGAUGAAGCUGGUCUUAGAGAACAUAUACCGAAACAUAGUGAGACGAAACACAUCAAGACCCAGAUCUGCAAGGUGUGUGGUAAGGCAUAUACCCAGGAGACAUACUUGGCACGUCACAUGUUGAAACACACCGGAGAGGGCGGGAAACUUCCGCUACAUCAGACGCCGGUCAAGCAAGAGCCCUCGGACCAUUCCAGCCUGGACGUUGCUGUUGAUUUUACUCGCAUUCUUGAUCGCGUGGAGAGGGGAGUGACUGAGGGAAGCCUAGCAGCGAUAAAUAACAAGUCGCCGACAUCGUCCGUAUCGUCGGCUUUCAUGCCGUUAGCUCAGUAUGCUGCUAGCAACGCAAAUUCUGGGCCGUAUCACUAUGGUUCUGGUCUUAAUUCUGGUCUCUCUUCUGCACUGAAUUCAAGCAACUUGAGCCCUUCCCUGCCACAUAUAUCUUCAAUGUCCAGUCCGAGGUACUUUCCAUAUGACCCGCUUGGGUUUAGGAAAUCGGACCCCGUGGAUCGACUUGUUAACGAAAGAUUGGUCAAUGAUAGACUAGUAAAUGAACGUCUAGUUAACGAAAGAUUAGAGAGGAAUAUGAGUGUACCAUCGAGAUCAGAAAACAUGCUAGCCAAUAGUUUCCUAAGUUUACAACACAUUAAGAAUUAUGCUUCACAGCAGAUGCAGCCAUCGUUUUCUCCCUGUCCGAGCAACAAUGCCCGACUAACAUGAUUUCCAAGAGGUCAGUCUAGGAAUAGGGCUAUAUAAUGCCAAAACAGUAUGGCAACGACUUGACUUUGUACAUGAUGAACUAUAUAAUAACUGUUGUGGACUGCCAGCUCAGCUUGACUGCAAUGUUAUCAAAUGAUUUUAGCAGAGACAAAUGUGGUCCUUGAUAUACCAGUGUACAUAUCAUUGGGAAGAUUGCCAGGCACUCGGCCACUCAAUACUGCUGGUUGUGAUUUUCAAGGCAGUUUUAAGGUGUUGAAAGAAACUGAAUAUAUCUCUGUGGAUUUAUAUUCAUGUUCUAAGAUGGCAUUUUUCAAUUCAAAUGUGGACAUUGUGCAACAGUUUUGACUGACAUUGAACUAGGUUGACACUAGUUUAAAGGGACUUAUAACAUUGAUUUUGUGUUGAAUGUGAGCAAAUAGCUUGUUUCAAUGAUAAAACAGGGAGUACUGAAAGCAUUAGUCAACCUAUUGAAAAUUUAAUUAUUUUACUUCAUCAUUUGAUGUUUGCUCAUAAAUGAAAGUAAAAUGAAUUUAAGUGUUAAGAAAUUGAUGCCAACAUCUAAUCUGUGAGCGAGUCCCUUUAAAUGUGAAAUUAGUUUUAAUGGCUGCAUUUAAAUGAUAAGUUGUUGCAGCUAGAUAAUUUACUAGUAAAUGUUAUAUCACCCAUGCAUGGUUGUCAUGUGUGAAACAUGGUUGUCAUGUGUGAAUCAUGGUUGUCAUGUGUGAAACAUGGUUGUCAUGUGUGAAACAUGGUUGCCAUGUGUGAAUCAUGGUUGUCAUGUGUGAUACAUGGUUGCCAUGUGUUAAUCAUGGUUUUCAUGUGUGAAACAUGGUUGUCAUGUGUGAAACAUGGUUGCCAUGUGUGAAUCAUGGUUGGCAUGUGUGAAUCAUGGUUGGCAUGUGUUAAUCAUGGUUGGCAUGUGUGAAACAUGGUUGUCAUGUGUGAAUCAUGGUUGUCAUGUGUGAAACAAAUACAAAAGCAGCAUUGUCUAAAGAAAUGGCUCAAAUGAUUACAACUGAAAUUUUGUUGUUGUGUAAUUCACUUUGUAUGUGUGUGUAAUUUUAUGUGUGGUGCUUUCUCUUUAUAGCUCCCAUUAAAAAAUAGAACUGAUGACCAUUUUAUCAAGAAUUGGAUUAGGAGCACUUUUAUACAUAGGUAUUUAAACAUUACAGUACGACAUAAAAAAUAUUACACACCACUGAGGGUCAUAUGACAUUGAACUGGCCAGUCAGCCCUCGAUGGUGUAUAUGGACUGAGGCGUUAGCCAAGGUCCAUUCACCUUCUGUGGCUGCCUGGCCGGUCCUUAUAUUGCCAUAUGGCUUGAAGUGUUAUGUUUAAUUUCUUAUAUUAUACCAAAUAUUUUCAUUCAAUAUUUUAAAAGCUUGUUUUAUAUGAUUAGUGAAUAAAGCAAAUAAUGCACAAAGAUUUAAAACUUUUACUAAUCUUUCAGUUUUUCGCUGAUGUUAAAAUGACAAAGCCGCACUCAACAGUUUUAUGAUGUCGUUUCAUAGAGUAUUUGAGGACAGGUCAAGACCAAAAUUGAAUGUAUUGCUAAUGGCAUAAAAAUGGAUUUUUUUUAGAAUACAGUGAUAUACAGAUCAAUUGACUUUAUAUAAACAAAGAAGGGACACAUGUAUAUUAGGCAUAAUAUUGCUGAAUUAUUCACCUAGGUGUGGAAGUGCUUCUAAGAUUCUUGACAAUAAUGAUGCCCAGAUGUUGUUUUUAUGACAGCCAGUUAAUUUAUGUUAAACUUUAAAAGUUAAGAAAUAUCAAAUUCAAUUGAAGAUGUUUUUUUUUUUCAAAACUGGCCACAUUUCUUACAGCAAGAAAGUAUCAAUAUUCAUUUGAUUUAAAAGAGUUUUGAUUUUUUCAAAACUGGCCACAUUUCUUACAGCAAGAAAGUAUCAAUAUUCAUUUGAUUUAAAAGAGUUUUGAUUUUUUCAAAACUGGCCACAUUUCUUACAGCAAGAAAGUAUCAAUAUUCAUUUGAUUUAAAAAUGGCCAUAUUUCUUAUCGAAAAAAAGAAUCAAUUUUAACUGUAUUUUAGACAGGGGAGCUGGCCCAGGGGUUGUGCAUGCAGUUAUCUGCAUGUGCAUUGUUCAGCCAUUGAUCCAUUAUGUUUCUGUAUUACUGUAGUUUGUAUCUUGUGGUUUAUUGACUGUUAUCUAACAGUAUUACAUAUUUUAUGUGACAUAACUUAGGGCUCACCAAAAAGCAUUACAAUUGAUGGUCUUUGUUGUGUAUUAAGUGAUUCAAAUUUCAUGUAUUGAUGUUCUUUAUCACAACGAUGAAACAUAAAUUUCAUGUAUUCAAUGAAUCACAUUGGUGAAAUAGAUCUUUUGCAUGUGCUAUUAAACUAUUGCUGUGUCAUUUAGCGUACUGCUAAGAACUUUCCAUAAAUAUUGACUGAAUUCAAAUUUUGAUACAAUUUGGGGUUGCCAAAAUGCCUACUAAUUUAUGUUUAGGAUUUUUGGAAUAGGAAUAUUCUUAUAGUUUACAUGACAUCUGUUAUGAAUAACAAAAUUAUUAUUAUACAACAACAAAAGCAUUAUUAUGCAAAAUACACUGUCAAUAUGAUAGAAAACAGUUUACUACAUAAGACAGGUGAGGAAAAAAUGUUUGUGCUGGACACUUUUUUUUGUACAAAUAUUAAGGAGACCGACCCACAGAUAAGCUAGUUCUCUGAUUAUGAGCUCUGUUACCCUGAAAUGUUUUUGCCUGGUGACCCCAUAUAUAUAUAGGUAUCAUUUAAAAGGCAUUUGGUUGUUGCUUAUUAAUAUGAUAAAAAAGACCGAAAGUACUUCAUAUAUUAAGCAGGCGCGUAGCUGCCUAUACGCAAGUAAGCGGCUGAAGCCACAUAAUUCUGACAAAAAUAAAUCAGCCAAAAUUGCAGUAUGCAUACUCGACUACAUCAUCAGAUCCUAAAACAGUCAAUUUUCCAGUACUAAAUAAAGCACUUCAGAAUACCCAGAAUGCACCAGAUCGCACCAUGGUUUCAAAAUCUUCAGAGGGGGCAUGCCCCCAGACACCCUUAGCACAAUUAUGAAUCCACAUGAAUAGAGGGCUAGCUACACCCCUGUUAAGACAUUACAGUUUUAAUAUUUGCUCUUUAUUUCAUCCAAAAUCAGAGGAUGUAUUUUGAAAUCUUUACAGCCUGAAAAUCUUUUUUUGUUAUAUCAGUUUCAGUAAAUAAUCCAUUCUGCACACAACCCUUACGAAUGAUACAGAAAUAAUAUGGUGUCACCAGGAAUUCUGUAAUUCAUUUAUUUGUGGGUCGUCUUCCUUGAACACCAUUGUCAAAAGAGAUAUUUUUCACUUCCCAUGUUAUUCAUGGUGGUGUUACUGACUUUCACAUUGAGUGGCAGAUAUUUUAUUUUUGUUCUGUCACUAUGAUUCCAAAUAUUCUAGUUCGUAACUGUGUGUAAAUUUGUCCAAAAAAAAAGAAGUUUCUUUUAAUGUUCUGACUUAACGUCUUAUUGAAAAGAUAAGCCAUUUGAAUAUUAGGAAAAAAAUAACAUUAAAAAUAAAACCUCAUGAUAUGCACAAGUAUGGAGUCGAUAAAACAGAAAACACAGCAACCCAUUAUAACCCAACUUCUGUAUUGAAAUGAACCCUGUAUAUAAUUGAUGUACAUUAUAAAUGUCUUAAACAUUCCCUUACCAAAACAAGGUGCAACCUGGAAAAAGCAUUUUGAUAAUUAUAAAACUCUGAAAAGCAUUAAAAAUUGCAUUAAAAUUGUAACUGUUGUAAUAAUUAUAGUGGAGAGAAUGUUCCGAAGUUUGUUAAAGUUAACAAUGUCAUUAACGACAGGGUUGUUAACUUUUAAACGUGAAAUAUUUUAAAGUGAGCUCGUAUUCUUUAACAAAAACAAGUACAGCUUAAACAGUUGCUUCAAAUCUUGUAGAAAAUAUUGCAUAUCACAAGAGUAUUCAUUAAACUAUGAGAGCAUUAAGAUCUGAAAGUUAGCAAUGAUGACGUCAACAACGUUUUCAACUUCAUCAAAGUUCUGAACAGUCAGCCCACUGAGUAUCAUGUGCAUGUAUUUUAUUCCAUGUCCCCGGUCAAUGUUAAAGAAGGCUUCUACUGUAACUGUGACUAAAAUGUUGGAUUUGUUUAGCAUCAUUUAUUCUCGUUUGUAUAUAAACACUUUUUUCAUAUUCAUAUUUAAUUGAUUUAGUCUGUACAAUGUCGGCUUAUCUCACAUUUUCCUCUACAAUACAUUCGCUUCAAGAAUGAUGAAAUGUAUAGUUUGAUAUUUCUAUUUUGAUAAGUAAACAUGUGGCUGGUAGUCCAUAAUAAUUUCAUGGCAAUUACAUAAACAAACAAUGAUGUUCCCUAAUGUUGAUUCUUUAAAGGUAGAGUGUUCAAUCUUUGGCCAUAAAAGUAUUUGCCUGAAAACAAUGAUGUAGAUACAUGAUGAAUGUCAUAGGAAGGGUCUGUAGAACUACCAUGGUUUUAUAUGCCCUCUGACCAGCUGAAAUUAAGAUCUAAAGUUGCCUUUGUAUUUCAAACAAAGUUACUUCCUACAAAUUUCUUCACAUCUUGAUUCAAAGCAAAAGCCGGACUGUUACAAGCAUUUGAGUUACUGUACAUUAAAGGUCAGUGUUGACAUUCACAUUUUUUCUGGCAUAUUAUUUGUAUUUCAUGCUUUAUAUAUAUAUAGAUAUGUGAACACAGUGUAUUUUGUACUUUUCAGCCAUAAAAUGGCGUCAUUUUCUCAUUUCUCACAGCUGUGUGCUCUGUAAAUAACAUGUACUUAGAAUAUUGUUUUGUAUCACUGGAUUUAAAAGGCCCAAAUGUGAGGGAAAAUACCUAUUAUUUUCCAAUCAAAAUAAAUUGAAUUUCUUCCUACAUGGAUGUAUAUCAUGUCAAAGAAAAUUCGACAAAACUCAGAUUUGGGCUUGAAAUCUAGUAAUGUGAGUCACAAUUAAUGUAUGUUGUACAUUUCAUGCAUCCUGUUGUUCUUUUUGUGUUGAUUGUAUUAAAAUAUUUAUUAUUAUAACUAAUAUAGUAUAAUUAUAUUAUUGCUUAUGAUUGCUGCUCAAGCUCCAUAUAUGAUAACACUUCCCACUGUUACUCAACAGUGGCUAAACUAUGAAUGUCAUUUAUUUUGUUGAUUUUUCAUUUGAUUAUUAUAUGAUUAUUAUGGAAUUGUUAUAAUUGUUGUUUAUGGAAAGUCUGUCAGUCUUAGAAGUUAAUGGUUGUAUAUAUAUUAUGGUGUAGUUUACUUGUUGUGUAUUUCUAUUGUACCCCAAAGAGGGUCGAAAAAAAUAUGUUGUGACUCUAAAUUAGACAUUACAUGUACUUAUACGCGUUGAAGUAAGACUGUACGUGAAUUAUAGUGCUAAAUGUUAUGAUCAGAAGUGCUGUGUUGUACAAUUGCACAUUUCAAAACAAAUUUUUAGUUUGUGGGAUGGGGAGUGGGUAACUUUUUAAUUGGCGAGGUCAAUGAAUUAAAAAGGUAAUCUUCACUAAACAUGAACUGGCUCAACUUUUUACACUUUACAUUUUUAUGACAAUUUAUAAUGUUAGUUUGCAAUUUAAAAUGGCCAUUAACAUUUGCUGAUUUUGAGAUAGAUAAAAAAAAUGCUCAAAACAGCUCUGUUUUUUCCCAAAUGGUAGAACAUUUGAUAGAGGCACAUGUUAAGAAGGUUCAAGUACAUGUACAUGUAUUGUUGUUAUUUGUUUUAUUCUCUAGUUCGUGUCUGCCUGCCUGCCAGUUCUUGAUGCAAUGAACAUGAAAUACAGCUUUGUAAAAAUGUUUGAACAAAUCUUACGGCUAAUUAUUGAAAAAAAAGUGACUUAACAAAAAACACACAAAAACUAACAUAAUAAAGAGCUAGGAACUUAAUAAGUUUUUUUAAUAAUAUAAGGAGGCAUAGAUUUAUGACAGCAUUAGAUAUUUAUUUCAAUUUUGUGCUUUGUGCUGCAUCCAAAAAGUGCUAUAAUUGUUCAGUAUGUGAGCCUCCUAUGUGGAAAAACACUCAAUAGUUGUGACUAUAUACCAUCAGCAUUACGUUCAUUAUGACAUGCUAGGAAUUGUUACAUAUCAUCCCAUCACCAGAAAGAAACUCUUCUUUAAAUUUUGCUAAGCACAAGAGAAGAUUAAGAUUGUCCACACCUUGGUAAUGAAUUAAAAAGAAGGUUAAAACAACGUCCUUGCAGGUCCUCUAGCUGUUCAUUACAUUUUACAUAAAAUACCCCUGGGUUGACAUAUAACAUGUACAUACAAUGUCCAUGGGGUGAAAUGUGUUGUAAAUGGAAUAAUAGAAAGAUUGCUAAACACUUCAUAACAGUUAGUGUUGGUUUUCUGAACAAUUAAGUUGACAGGCCUGGCGCAGUCCGGUGCUGACUCGUUUAAAAGACCAUAAAUAAUUGCUUAUUUUUUAGUACUCAGUGCAAAUUGCCAAUUAAAUGCCUCUAUUUAAACCAUUGUGCACACAUGCGUUUUUUCUAAAUGGAAAUUUGGAAGUUCUAAUCUGCUUCGUGGAUUUUGGAAUGUCAGAAUUCUUAUAAUGAUUAAUCGUGAAACUGUCUGGUGAUCCCACGGGGAGGAGGGGCGGGCCUGAACACUACUAUACCUGUUUGUGGUGAUACCACAGGGAGGAGGGAGGGGCCUGAACACUACUAUACCUGUUUGUGGUGAUCCAACGGGGAGAAGCGAUGGGCCUGAACACUACUUUACCUGUUUUGUGCACUUCUUUUUGUGUGUUCGGUCAUUAAGGUGCAAUGCAUGAGGAAAAUGUUCAAGUUUUCUCUACAUAUUCAUCUUGAAAACAUUUCUAUUUAUUUAAGUCACACCAAUAUGCGUGUAUCUCCCCAUACCAUGUGACUCUGUAUAAUCUGUUGAAGGAACGAACCUGAACACAGAAGAUAUUCUACAUCACUUAUUGGGCCAUUUUAUCAACAAGCAUACAAAAAAGAUCAGCAAAAUCAGUUGAAUAAUAAAAUAAUAACAAGCAAGUGUCAGAUAUCAAAUUAAAAUUUUAACUUGAGUUAUUUUUAUUUUUGUGUUAUUGACUACUUUUCUUGUCCCUGUGGUUUUAAUGGCAAUUAUUGUAGAUUCAAAUAAACAUAGUCCAAAAUUUCCUGUCUUAAUUUUCAAAAUUGAUUUCAAUAUGACUAGGAACAAACAUUUUGAUAUAUCAAAUAUACAAUAUGUUUGAUGACAGGAUUGGCCCUAUAUGGUAAAUCAUGUCCUGUUUUACAACCUCUUCAGUAACAUAUUGAUUCAGACAUGGAUUAUUAUUACAGAAAUGUUUGAAAAGGAGUAAUUGUUUGGGUUAAAUAUUAAUUCAUGUUUCUUCAAGCAACUUUGUAUUUUUAUUAUAUUGUUUAUGAUGGACAUCAGUCAAAAUGUACUUAUGUGCUUUCAAAAUAUUUAUAAGUAUUUAAUGACUGUUGUCUGCAGGCAACUCUAAACAUACUGCAGCCAUUUUCGAUAAUCUUGUCAAAAGUGCUUGUUGAACAAACAUCUUAAUUUAUUUACUGUUGGUUUAUGAGUGCACAAAAAUGCCCUAUUAAUCAUUUAUUAUUGAAAACAGAUAUAACCAUGGUUUUCAAAUAUUUACAAAGUACAAUGUAUGGAGAACAUGAAGAUAAUGAUUUAUGCUUGUUACACAUGAUAAGUGACAUACAUAGUGAACAUUAUUCAUUAAGAUGCAUAUAACAGACAAUGUUUGGACACUACACUUUUUCCCACAAGUUGUACAUUUAAGUAUAUUGCUUUUUUUUAACAUUCAUAUCAAAUGAUUUAGUAUUCGCAGUGAUUCCAACAAGAAUAUCAAAAAUAAAAAAAGUUAUAAAGAUCUAAGCAUAUUCUACGUCAGUUUUAGAUCAUCUGUUUUUCAAAGAAAAGAAAAUGAAGACAAUAUUGUGGCAACCUGGGUGUGACAGUGUUGGUGUUGGUAUUGAAAUUGUUCAACCCAGGUCAUGCCCAGCACAUCAGCAUUCUCUUAGAAGCAAGGCCCUUAAUGCUGGCUUCAAUUAUUGUCCAGUUACGUCCCUUGAUUGACUAAAAGAAAAUCAGAAAGGAGUGUUGGCUGUUUGCAGCAUUAUUAUAGAUUAUUUUAACUCCUCUGACUCCUGGCCCCAAUUUCUUGAAACAUCUAAGUCCCUAACAGAGUAAAGCAGAGCUCACUAGUUUUGUUUAAGUAUAUUUUGUGUAAUACUUACAUUCUUAACGAAAGAGUUUUGGAAAUUAUUUUUAUGAUAUAAACUAUAUUUAAUAUUUAAUUAAGUAAAGUCAAGUUAAAGUAAGAAAUCUGGCUAAAUGAAGUAAGUUACUUCGAGAAUUGGGACCAGGGUAUUUUGUUUACAUCAAACACUCAUGAGGUACAUCUUCCAUGUAUGAUGGUUAACUGCUUACAUGGUACAUGUAUGAUGGUUAACUGGUUACAUUACAUGCUUGGCAUAGAUUAUUUUUGAAACCUUUACAAGAGCAGAAUAGGGCAACUGCAGUACAUGAUAAUAGUAAACUAUUUAUUUAUUUUUUCAAUAUUUUUUGUAUUACAUAUUGUGACAAAAAUUUGUUGUAAAACAACAAGAAAGUUAAAAUAUUCACAUUUCCUUCACCGCUUACAAUGUCUAUUUAGCUGAGAAAAAAAUUACAGAAACACAAAAUGUUUAUCUUGAAUUUCUUUCAUAUUCAUGGUAAUUUUGGUGUGAAAAUGUGUGCUUACGGUUCCCAUGGUUACAAUGUUGUCUGGUAUGUGGAAAAGUGACUUAUGUAUAUGUAUCACUAUAGUUCUUGCUAAGUAAAUUGAUUGCUUUGUUAUAUGUAAAACAAAAUAAAUAUUUCAACCAAGUUGAAAAA
Messenger RNA from Mya arenaria, 12811 nucleotides. RefSeq lists its product as uncharacterized. The transcript has 18 exons. The record is from RefSeq and is a predicted model, not a curated record. Bases 1 to 3996 code for a protein of 1331 amino acids. Gene Ontology annotation, biological process: regulation of transcription by RNA polymerase II. Lineage: Eukaryota; Metazoa; Mollusca; Bivalvia; Myida; Myidae. Gene Ontology annotation, molecular function: RNA polymerase II cis-regulatory region sequence-specific DNA binding; zinc ion binding; DNA-binding transcription factor activity, RNA polymerase II-specific.